Messenger RNA from Heterobasidion irregulare TC 32-1, 321 nucleotides. RefSeq lists its product as uncharacterized. Bases 1 to 321 code for a protein of 106 amino acids. Lineage: Eukaryota; Fungi; Basidiomycota; Agaricomycetes; Russulales; Bondarzewiaceae. The record is from RefSeq and is a predicted model, not a curated record. The transcript has 2 exons.
AUGGACAAUAGCGAUACUUGCUUAGCCUUUUUCCAACCUUAUGAGGCCAGAGAGUAUCCUAUCGGAUACUAUUCUUUCUCAGGCCUCCCUCCUGCAUGGACGACGCCAAAUAUUGACAGCGGAAACGGUAACAUUGCUAUUGAUAUACCAAUAAUACAACCGCAGGUCACAUUGCCAACACGAUGGGACGCAGUUCUUAUUCGGACUGUUGAGCGUGUAUAUAGUCUAUGUACAGCUAUUGUUCUUGUUGUAAUGUCAGGCCGGGACCCAAUACCAUCUCAAGACUCCAAAGACAGACAACAUUCGAUCAGCGCAAACUAG